Molecule: messenger RNA, 741 nt
Organism: Fusarium venenatum
Lineage: Eukaryota; Fungi; Ascomycota; Sordariomycetes; Hypocreales; Nectriaceae
Source: RefSeq, a predicted model, not a curated record
AUGUCGCCCUCUAUCAAUACACGCAUCCUAAUACUGUCUGAUACCCACGCACAAAGAUUUCCGCCCGGCAUGGAACCUCUCCAGCGAGCAGACGUGGCUAUUCACUGCGGCGAUAUGACAAACGAAUUCAAGCUAAAAGACUAUCGAGAGGCAAUCCAACUACUAGAGAACAUCAACGCUCCGUUGAAGAUUGUCAUCGCAGGGAAUCAUGAGUUUUCCCUUGACGAUACGGCGUACAAGCACAAAAUCGAAGAAACUUGUAGGAUACAGCAGGAAGAUAUCAGCAAGGACAUCAUGGCCGAGUUUGGGGAGUUUGGGGAAGCGAAGAAGCUACUUCUACAGGCGAGAGACAAGGGCAUCAUUUUCUUAGAAGAGGGUACUCACAAGCUUCAACUUCCCAACAGUGCUACUCUGAAGCUUUACGUCAGUCCGUAUACACCUGCUCACAACUGCGGUGGCUGGGGCUUCCAGUACGACGGCAUUCACGAUUUCGACAUCAAACAGGGGACCGACCUUGUUAUAACACAUGGCCCACCUCACGGAAUCAUGGAUAUGACUUUAAAAAAAAGGAACGCAUCGGAUGCCCACAGCUAUUCGCUGCAGUUGCGAGAGCCCAACCACGGAUCCAUUGCUUCGGGCAUGUUCACGAGAGCUGGGGUGCAAAGCUGGUGUCAUGGAGACCCAAAUUGUCAGAAAUUCCGCAACGUUUUAAGGAAAUCGACAACGACAAGUCAUUUGUGA